This is a messenger RNA of Symbiodinium necroappetens, 638 nucleotides long. The record is from the annotation of a GenBank genome assembly. NCBI's taxonomy places the organism in Eukaryota, Dinophyceae, Suessiales, Symbiodiniaceae.
GCUUGCUCUAUGAGAUGCCACGAUCCCAAGUUGCUCCGGACGUAAUCAGCUAUACUGCGAGCAUUGGGGCCUGCGAGAAGGCAGCGAAAUGGCAGUUGGCAGCAUCCCUUUUUGAGGAAUUGCAUGCGAGACACCUGCAGCCGACUGUCAUCAGCUACAGUGCGAUAAUCAGUGCAUGUCAGAAGGCAGGCCAGUGGCAGUUGGCCUUGCACUUCUUCAGUGAAAUGCCUCGUGCAGAAGUUAGUCCCAAUGUCAUUAGCUACAAUGCCACUAUCACCGCCUCUGAGCGGGGUGGUCAAUGGCAGCUGGCUCUUUUCCUCUUCAACUCUAUGCCAACAGCUCGCAUCAGCCCAAGUAUCACCAGCUUUAACGCCACCCUUGCCGCCUGUGGGAAGGGGGAGGAGUGGCCUUUGGCCCUGCACCUUUUCAGUACAAUGGCAGCAGCCCGUGCCAGCCCAAAUAUCAUGAGCUACAAUGCUAUGCUGGAUUCCCUCGGCGACCAUCCCAUUGGACGGCGGGUUUUCCAGGAGGCCAUGGAUACAGGAGUCUAUGGCCGGCUCUGUGAGGAAAGCCCAUUGAUCUUGGAGUCUCGACUGCACGCGAAGGGCCGGGAUCAAAGGAUGUCCUGGGAGAACUGA